UAUAAUAAAAGAGCGCCAGUGGAGAAUAUGAUGGCUGUGUGUGGAUUAUAAAAUGUUUGAGCAUUCACUAAGAGAAGCUACGAGAAAGGGGAAACAUCCUGACAGUCCUUUAGCGAAUUUCGUAGUCGGACGUUCACAACCUGCUCUCGAAGACCAACGUCAAUUUUGUCUAUAGACAUCUAAUGCUUUUUAAGCCUACAUGUACUCUUGAGAUUCCGUCGAAACAAACCUGUAUACUCUCUGUAUUCCAUGCUGACCUAUUCCAUUGUUGAGUAUCAGACUUCAGAGGAACGAUUCAUAGCUCGAGAAGAAAACAAGGACACGUCGAUCGUCGAUGUUUAAUGGAAUCAUUUCACGAGACUCACUGGGUCAACGGUCCAUUGGAUUAGCUGAAAGUACGUCUGCAUGGGGAGCAGUUACCUGGGUUAGCUAAAAGUACCUCUGAACUGCACGAGAGCAGUGAUUUGGAUAAGCGGCAGUCCCUCUGAACUGCAUGAGAGCAGUGACUUGGUUUGCUGCAGUCCCUCUGAACUGCACAAGGGCAGUGACUUGGAUUAGCUAAAAGUGCCUCUGUGCAUGCGAAGCAGUCUGACUUGGAUUAGCUAAGGUACCUCUGAAUUUCGUCGGAAGCAGAAACUUGGAUUAGCUAGUACAUCCGAACUGCAUGAGAAUCAGUUCCUCAUUGGAAUCAACACGCCUACCUGACGAUCAAAGUAUCUACGGCCUUUACGACGAGGCGGAAGGAACCUUCGUAGAGUUCCUCCGAUCCUGCGUAACCCACUGAACACAUAAAUCUGUUGUGAACUUACCUUAAAGUACGAUCGAACCCAGGAAGUGUUGCUACUGUCAGCCCUUAUCGGAUUGUACCCAGGGUCACGCGUUGUUGUUUAAAUCUCUGACACCUUUCAAUAUCAUUUGGUUCCAUUUGGUGAGACUUUGGUGGUUGCUACAGUUCCAAUAACGAAAUACAUGCACACUACACGUUAGCAAGUAUAAACUUUGCGUCACUCAGUCGUUUAUCUAUCAUUGAUGAAAGCUUUAAUGUGUUACGAGAGACAACGUUUUUGAUUGUUUUCUGGUAAUAACUAAUCAGUGUCGGCCAGCCAACAACAGCUUCUGCGAAUCCUUCAUGGAAUCCAGUUCCCUGCAGAUAACAAAGCUUCGUAACAUUCUGGGCCAAUAGCUAAAGUGCAAACUAUCGAAGACAUCCACAACUGUGCACAACCUCCUUUGCUUUGUUUACGCUCGCGGCCUUUCGUCACUUUCUUGGGAUAAGGCCCGCAACUUUAUGAUACCGCUACCCGGUAUAGCCCAUACACUUCGGUUACCAACUCGGGAAUAAAGAGCCUCCUGGAAAUCUAUAAACAGUCCAAGGAUAGCAUACCACAGCAGAAAAUAGCUACAGUGACAAAAAAUAACUUUAUCAUAUGUUACGAGUCACGUUUCUUAGGACAGUUUGGGACAAUACAUUAUCAAUUCUUAGCUAUCAUCAAGGAUCGGAUAGUUGCGGGAUUUCAUUAUACAUUAUUACACGAAGAGAUAAAUUAAACGCAUUCUGGACGAUCUAAAACAGCUCAAGGAUAGCAGAAAAUUACCGAACAAAAAUACCGUUUCUAUUUGUGGUGUACAAUAGAGAAAGAUGGAUAAGAGGACAGUUUGGGCGCUCGUGGCGUCCCUUAUUCUGAUCGGGACCGGAAUAGCGGUGGCGGUGUAUUUUGGAGUUUCUAUGGGAGGCAAGAAAGACCCUUAUGGAUAUGUUCCCGGCAGUGACUACUUUGACACAAUGGGUGACCCCCUGACAUUUUUCGGUGUGAGCGAUGCCCUGGACAUCGUCUGGUACCACGGAGCAAACACCAGGGCACAGACAAGGGACGCACUUACGGGCUACUUUAUGAUGGUGGAGGGGGACGUCACGCUAAGAUAUCAGGGUCUUCCGAAUCAAACAAACAUUCCAAUAAUGGCUCAACCUCCCGCGGUAGAUAGCGAUAUCACAUUUUAUGAAUGGCUUCAAACGUCAUUAACGAGACAAGACAAGGGUCUAAAAAUCGACUUUAAGAGUCUGGAGGCGAUUGAGCCAACACUCCGGAUCCUCAGCAGUCGGCGGUAUCUUGACAGACCUGUCUGGCUGAACGCCGAUGUGGCCAUCGGGCCAGGUGGAGCGAACGCCAAGCAGCAGCCAAUUGAUGGCAAGCGAUUCCUGUCUUUGGUACAGAAGAACUUCCCCCGAGUGACGCUCUCCCUGAGCUGGGUGACUGACUGCUGCGGGGAGACCUACACCCGCGCCAUGAUGGAGGAAAUGUGGCAGCUCUGCAAGGACUCGGUGCAGCCUAUCACCAUUGGCGCAAGGGCGUCGCUGCUGACGCAAUCGUGGCCUGAAUUUAAGUGGCUGCUGUCCAAAUCAUCAAAAAUGACAAUCACAGUUUCGACACCAAAAGGUGCGGAAGACUGGGAAAACGUCUCCAUCUUCGACAUGCUCCACAUCUGGAACGACUUCGACAAGAGGCGGGUCUAUUUCGACCUGCCGGGAAAACGCUUCGAGAUGUUGCAAAAACUCGCAGUGACGGCUGCCAGUCUCUUGAACUACUUCCCGCUCAAGUCUCGCGAUGCUCUCGGGAUCACGUGGGCUCAUGCUGCCAACAGUAAGGCGGAGGUGUCCAAGGCUUUAAAGAGUGAUGUUCUGAUGCUUGAGGCCGAUAUCAUCGUGAGGGGUAGAGGAACAGCUAAUGAGACCACCGUCCCGAUAAUGGCACAUCCUCCCGCCACAGACAGCGACAAUACGUUCUACAUGUGGCUACAAGCGGUCCUGAUGACCAAUAAAGGGAUCAAGUUAGACUUCAAAGACCUGGCGGCGGUCAAACCCACCCUCGAGUACCUAAAACAGCAAAAGCACCUAAUCCGUCAACCAAUAUGGCUGAAUGCUGACAUCCUCAAGGGCCCACAAGGAAAAGAUCCUAUGGACGCCAAAAUGUUUUUGAAAUAUUGUGAGGAGUACUUUCCUAUGGCGACUCUAUCGAUAGGUUGGACGACGGGAUGGAGUAAUAGCGAUUCUGAUCAAGUUUAUACGCAAGCUAUGAUCGACGAAAUGCUGGAGUUAAUAAAAGACGUAGAACAACCAGUGACUUUCCCAGUACGGGCAGCAAUGGUGAAAAAAUCGUGGCCUAUAUUAAAGAACUUAGUUGAAAAAUCUAUAGCAUAUACGUUGAGUAUUUGGUCAUCUACAGCGGACAUUGUUGACUCUGAUGACAUGGUGCAUGUAAGGAAUAAUAUAGCUAAAGAAAAGGUUUAUUACGAUCUCCCUGAGCCACUCAAUAAUGCAUUUAUGAACAAGAUAGGAUUUAAGUAUAACUGAGCUUCAAAUGAAUCUCUUGAGCUUCAAAUAAAUCUCUUGAGCUUCAAAUGAAUAUCUUGAGCUUCAAAUGAAUCUAUUCAGCUUCAAAUGAAUCUCGUGAGCUUCAAAUGAAUCUUUUCUGCUUCAAAUGAAUCUUUUCAGCUUCAAAUGAAUCUCUUGAGCCCCAAAUGAAUUCGUAUAAGAAUAGUUAAGGGAGCAGUUUGAUAAAUUUUCCAAGCAGACUACCAUUCAAGCGUGUCUCUGCCAGUACAUAGCUUCCAUGUUGUAUAGUGCCAUUUUUGUGCGAUGGCCAGCGACCUCCUUGGAUGACAAUGAAGGCGAUGCAGACACCAUAAUUAUGAGGUCAGGUUUGCGACUGUCACACACGAAGUGAUGAAAGGCUUGUACAAUUGCAUAUUUUCAUCGCCCUAGUUACGACACCAACGCUUUUUCAUUAAAUAAACAAGUCUGUUGUGGCUUCUUGGAUAUUUCUUGGAUGAUAUUUGAUGAGUAUACUAUUCGGACGACGUCAAACGUGGAGAGAUUCUAUGGCGGGUGCGGAUUGGUUGCUGUCGUUUGUCUCAUUCUGUCCUCGCCGCGACAGCACCGUAUUUACAGUGAACUCACCAGGAGCCGUCAUGACCGAAACUAACAUACAUUAUGGGGGGGGGGGGCAUAGUAUAUACAUGUAGGUUCCCAAUGACUGUUAUGGUUAGCCAUAAUGUACAUAAUUGAUAUGAGUAAGGUAGUAUUCAUAACUUGUGUGGUUGUAUUGUCCAACAUUAUAUGUUGGGGUAAGGUAUUUAAUGAUUAAAUUGUAUUUGAGUCAAACAUCCUAUGUUGUUUCUGCUUGGUGGAUAUAGUACUUUCCUAGUGACGAGCGAUAAUUAUCACCGCUCAGCUCAGCUAGCGGGAAAUUCGAUUUUGAUAACAUCGUUCGUCGCACCAAAACCAAUUAUCUGCGAUGACCAGCUGACUGGCAAUUUUUGUUUUAUGCAAUAAAUAUUGCACAUGAGAAAAAUCAUUCAGGGACAACAAUACUCAGGGCAGAUAAUUUUCCUGAUUCUGACUACAAAAACUGUGCAUUUAAUUAUUGAUGGUUAAUUACUUUUUGUUUUCAAUAUCAUCAUUAAGUGUGUACAGUAAGCCUAUAUCUGGUGUCAUGAAAUCGAAACAUUGGGCAGAAAAUGCAGUAAUUUUAAUUAAGUGCCAUCACAUUACUGUUUUUGUAUAGAAAUAACUUGAAUUGUACUGAUUUAAUUGAAUUGAUUGUAUACGCGUCUUCACUGACGGUGGAUCGUAAACACAUGAUUGCAAUGUCGAAUUGUAAUAACGGUCCGGAUAUUUUUUUACCAGCCCUGGGAAAUUCAAAACAUCCAUCGGCCAGUGCUUCUAUGAAUAUACUGUAAUGUUAUUAUUUCUACUGAUUUCAAUAAAGUUUUGAACUUUAAAA
Molecule: messenger RNA, 4781 nt
Organism: Lineus longissimus
Lineage: Eukaryota; Metazoa; Nemertea; Pilidiophora; Heteronemertea; Lineidae
Product: protein FAM151A-like
Exons: 10
Coding region: 1640-3349 (569 amino acids)
Source: RefSeq, a predicted model, not a curated record